Diaporthe amygdali is the source of this 987-nucleotide messenger RNA. RefSeq lists its product as uncharacterized. The coding region runs from base 1 to 987 and encodes 328 amino acids. NCBI's taxonomy places the organism in Eukaryota, Fungi, Ascomycota, Sordariomycetes, Diaporthales, Diaporthaceae. The record is from RefSeq and is a predicted model, not a curated record. The transcript has 2 exons.
AUGGUAGCAGAUCCUGCAUCGAGUAAUCUCUUCUACCCCCGGGGUGGGUGCCAGUCUUCAUCUGCAAGCACUACUAUCUCAAGCUCUGCAUCUCCAACCCCUAGUGCAUUGUCAAGACUGGCUAAGUUCCCUUGCGACGAAUUGGCCUUCGAAACGCAAUCCCAAACACUAUACGCAAUCAAUCUGACCACCGGAUUCUAUUAUCGAAUCGGUCCUGCAACUCUUUUCCUCGAUACAGUCAACGCUUUGGCAUACCAUCCCCAGGAGAACUAUCUUUACGCAAUCGCACAGAGGAACAGUGCUUACGGAUAUAUCGUUCGAAUCGGCGCUGGUGGCACAUAUGAAACAGUGCCUAACGGUAUUAUUGAACAAACAGGCUUCAACCCUCCCGUUUCUAUAAAUGUUGGCGAGAUGGACCUCAAUUAUAACUACUGGCUUGCGCAAAACAAUGGCAAGAGUUGGGUACAAGUCGAUUUGAACAGUUCGAGCUCAACAUACGGCAGAGUAAUCAAUAACGGUACAACUAAUAUGGCUGUACUAAAUUCCCAAUCAACAAACUACGUCGUGGCCGAUUGGGCUUAUCUACCUGCCUGGGCAGCCAACAAACUGUAUAGCUUGGGAAAGCAGGACAAAGGUGGUGGUACAGGGUAUAACACACACCUGCUUCAGUGGGAUAUGACAACAAAAAAUUUCACACAACUCGUAACCUAUCCAGAUUUUGCUGGAGGAGGCAACGGUACUGCUUCUUGGGGUGCGAUGUACUCAACCAACGACGGCUUCCUGUAUGCCACAGAGAACACCUCGGGUCGAAUCUACAAAUUCGACAUCUCAAAUCCGAACGCGAGCGGCUACACCUUCGUUUCUCAGGGACCAGCAGGGUCUGCUAACGAUGGCGCCAGAUGCCAAAACGGGCCCCCGCCUGCGUCGAGCAAGAAAAAGAGGACGGGUGGGCUGGAGUCUGGACAUCGACGAGAUACUGCUGUAUAA